CGAUUGUUGCUAUGACAAUAAGACCACAUGUUUAUACAAUUACAGUGUUCAGCAGCUAGCUAUUCCUACUCGGCAGCUGCCAAGUGCCAAGAUGGAAUCUUCAUGGUUAUUUCUCCUUCUGACUUAUAUCUUGUUUCCUAAAGAAGUUCACGGACAAGAUUUAAGCUGUCGCAUACUAAACAGUACUUAUGUUGCUAAUGGGACUGAUGUAUCUCUUAAUUGUACUACUCCAUCACCGAGUAUACGUUGGGAUUUACCUUCAGGUUCAGAGAUCUCCUUUGCAGGUUCAGACCCUGAAGGUGACAUCAAAAUGGCAGAUGGAUUCACUGCUACAUAUGUAGUAAGAGGAAUGCCUUCUACUUCUAGUCUUGACUUCACACUCAGUACAUCUCAUAAUGGAACAGCUGUUGCUUGCAUUGAUGCUAAUAUUAUUGGUGACGGCUCCAAAAGCUGUCUCAUCCUUGUAACAAUAUUUCCUCCUCAGAUCCCAUUAAAUCAAUCCAUUAACUCCAUUACAUUUGAAUCAGUUAUGUUACAAUGGAGUCCUCCUAGUUUUAAUGGAGGGUCAGUGAUCACUAGUUAUAUUAUCAGUGUUACUCCAUCACCUUCUGGUGAUAGUACAUGUCCAGGAGGACAGUGUAAUACAACUGGUCUAUCAUUUAAUGUCACUGGUCUUGAUCCUCAAGAAGAAUAUCAGUUUAAUAUUAGUGCUGUUAAUAUUGCUGGAAAAGGAGAGAGUGCUAGCGUUAAUGUGACACCAGUUACUGUAUAUCCUCCUCUAACCGAUCCUCCUCAAUUGUGUCUUAAUUAUUCUGAUAAUGAUGGACUUAUAUCAUCAAUAACAUGGAAUUGUUCCAGUAUUGGUAAUGCUACUACUCCACUUCGUACCAGCUACACUGUCUGUAUUAACAAUAACUGUUCAAUGGUGUCUCCUGGUUCUUGUUCAAUGUCACUACCAGUUAAUUGCAGUGAUACAUAUAAUGUUAAUGUAUCAAUAAAUAAUGUCAUUGGAUCAAGUGAUCCUAGUCCAACUGCUAGUAUCAAUACAGACAUUUUACAGUCACCAGUGGUUGAUAUAAAUAUGAUCACUGAUGAAUCUAUUAGGAUUAACUACGCACCAUUUAAUGCUUGUAGUAACUUCCCAUUGUCUAAUAUUAAUGUAAUAUUGAAUAAUCUUAAUACUAGCAGUAUGGAUACUAGAUCAGUGGCAUAUGAUACAAAUGGAAUGAUCACAUUGGGCUUAUUAAAUGCCAGUACAAGAUAUACAUAUUCAAUAUCAUUAGUGGUUAAUGGAAAUGAAGUUUGUGAUGGAUCACAAGUAAAUGGUUUUAUGACAAGUCCUACUGGUGACAAUGGUGAAGAUAAUACUCCUAGUCCUAGCCCUUCCCCUACACCUCCUACCACUACUUCUACAAGUACAAGUCCACUUUCUCUUGGAGCCAUUAUUGGUAUUGCAGUUGGUAUUGCAGUUGGGGUAAUUCUCAUCGUUUUAGAAGCCGUGUACAUCAUUAUUGUCAUUUGCUGUUGCCUCAGAAACAAAGACAAGUCAGUUAACUUCAAUCGAGGUAGCAGAGAUUCAGCAGCAGAGCCUAUUGCACUAGUGGAUAAGAAAGAUCAUGGCAGUAGUCCUGCAGCAGGUCAACCUAUAUAUCAAGAAGCAAUAUCCAGUGAAGACAUUCAAAGAGAGGCAGUGCCAACCACUGGGGAACUGUAUGCACAACCAAACAAAGGAUCAGUGAGACACCCUCCUCCUCAACCUCAGGCUGAACUGGCUACCUAUCAGGACCCCAGUACCAUACAGAGAACACAAGCACCUAAUAUGGAGUAUCUAUAUGCUGAAGUGGAUAAGUCUAAAGCACAGCAGCAGCCAGCACAAGUUGAUAAAGAGAAGAAGGGAGGUGAUGGUACAGUAUAUGCUGAUCUUGAUCUAAAGAAUACUCAGGGUGGUCCAGUCACUGAAAGUAAUCCAGCCAACAUCAUUUAUUCUGACGCCCAUAAUAAUUAGAGAAAACUGCUUGACUGAAGUAUUAUUAAUUAAUUAUAAUUAGUUAAAUAUUUGAUGCUGUAGUUUGUAGAGGCAAGUCAAGGAUUUUUGUUUUGUUGCCCUCGCCCACGCCGUAGGCGUAUAGGCGAGGGUACUGCGCUCAUGCUGUCAGUGUGUGUGUGUGUGUGUGUGUGUUAGCAAAAUUUUCAAUCAUGGAUGAUUUUUUGGCUCAUGCUA
Messenger RNA from Amphimedon queenslandica, 2221 nucleotides. Its product is annotated as titin-like. The record is from RefSeq and is a predicted model, not a curated record. The transcript is spliced from 11 exons. Bases 92 to 2005 code for a protein of 637 amino acids. NCBI's taxonomy places the organism in Eukaryota, Metazoa, Porifera, Demospongiae, Haplosclerida, Niphatidae. Gene Ontology annotation, molecular function: protein binding.